Molecule: messenger RNA, 1398 nt
Organism: Lactuca sativa (garden lettuce)
Lineage: Eukaryota; Viridiplantae; Streptophyta; Magnoliopsida; Asterales; Asteraceae
Product: 26S proteasome regulatory subunit Rpn7
Biological process (GO): proteasome-mediated ubiquitin-dependent protein catabolic process
Source: RefSeq, a predicted model, not a curated record
UCCUUCUGCAAGUCAAGAGAAGGGAGAAGAAACUAAAAGCUUUCCGAUCAAGAACGAAAACCAGAAAAUCGACGCCAUGGAAGGUACAGAAGGCACACAGCAACCUCACCUAGUUCUAGCUAACAAGCUAUUCCUUCUUACUCAUUCCGAUGUCGAUGACAUUGAAAAAGUUCGCCUUCGUGACGAGGUCAUGUCCACUGUCGUGGCCGACGACAUGGCGCCGUUGUACGAAACCCUAGCCGCGAGUUCGGUGCUGGAACUCGACCAGAAGGUCUUGGAUUCCAUGCGUGCUAAGAUUGCCGAAGAGCUCAAGAAGCUCGAUGAAAAAAUUGCGGAUGCUGAAGAAAAUUUAGGAGAAAGUGAAGUUAGAGAAGCUCAUUUGGCAAAAUCUUUGUUCUACAUCCGGAUUGGUGACAAGGAGAAAGCACUAGAACAACUGAAGGUGACAGAAGGCAAAACAGUUGCUGUAGGGCAAAGAAUGGACUUGGUAUUUUACACUCUACAAAUGGGUUUCUUCUACAUGGAUUUUGAUCUUAUAUCAAGAAGCAUCGAUAAGGCAAAGAACUUGUUUGAGGAAGGAGGUGAUUGGGAAAGGAAGAACAGACUGAAAGUGUAUGAAGGGUUGUACUGCAUGUCCACUCGCAACUUCAAGAAAGCAGCUGAUCUUUUCCUUGAUUCCAUAUCAACUUUCACUACUUAUGAACUUUUCCCAUAUGACACCUUCAUAUUCUACACUGUUUUAGCCAGUAUUAUUUCAUUGGAUCGGGUUUCCCUUAAGCAAAAGGUUGUGGAUGCACCAGAGAUUCUGACAGUGAUUGGAAAGAUUCCAUUUUUAUCAGAAUUUAUGAACUCUCUGUACGAGUGUCAAUACAAAUCUUUCUUCUCUGCUUUUGCUGGGAUCACUGAGCAUAUUAAGUUGGAUCGUUAUUUGCAUCCGCAUUUCCGUUUUUACAUGAGAGAGAUCAGGACAGUUGUCUAUUCUCAGUUCCUGGAAUCUUACAAGAGUGUCACCAUUGAAGCCAUGGCAAAGGCGUUUGGUGUCACAGUUGAUUUCAUUGAUCUGGAGCUGUCACGAUUCAUUGCAGCGGGAAAGCUUCAUUGCAAGAUUGACAAAGUAGCAGGAGUACUGGAAACCAACCGACCGGAUGCAAAGAAUGCUCUUUAUCAAGCGACCAUUAAGCAAGGGGAUUUCUUGCUCAAUCGCAUUCAGAAGCUCUCUCGUGUUAUUGAUCUUUAACUCUUUCUUUCUUUAAGUCUGUAACCUCUCCUUCCUUCCAUUUUCCCCAAUUCAAGACUCCUCCUAGUAAACUACAAGACUCUUGUUUUGUAAUAGUUUAUGCUUUUUAUGGUGUAUCAUGAUUCUUAUGCAAAUUUAUAAUACCAUUCAUUACCUGUCCA